Molecule: messenger RNA, 6088 nt
Organism: Pseudomyrmex gracilis
Lineage: Eukaryota; Metazoa; Arthropoda; Insecta; Hymenoptera; Formicidae
Gene: na
Product: sodium leak channel non-selective protein
Exons: 29
Coding region: 195-5435 (1746 amino acids)
Biological process (GO): monoatomic ion transport; transmembrane transport
Cellular component (GO): membrane
Molecular function (GO): monoatomic cation channel activity
Source: RefSeq, a predicted model, not a curated record
GCUGGCGACACGGCCGAAACAUGUUCGUCGCGACAUCGCCAGCUUGUUAUUACCUCUGAGAUGUUUAUUACACGUUGAGCUUUACCGUUGCUUUAUACCGAGAUGUAGUCUAUAGGAAUUGCCGUAAAGGCAGCAUCCGUCGUUCCGUGAACAGCUAAAAGAAAGGCCUCACCAUUGCGAACAUAGUCCCUGUUAUGAUGUUGGGGCGGAAGCAGAGCCUCAAGGGGGAACCCGUCCUGGCCGAUUACGGUCCGGAGGAGUCCCUCAAUGAGAGCGCUGAUAUAGAGUGGGUCAACAAGUUAUGGGUGAGGAGGUUGAUGCGAUGUUGUGCCCUAGUCUCGUUGGCUUCCGUUUGCUUGAACACCCCAAAAACUUUUGAGAGAGUACCGUUCUUCCGAUAUGUUACUUUCAUUUGCGAUCUGGUAGUCACAUUUUUAUUCACCGCCGAGAUGAUCGCCAAAAUGUAUAUACGAGGAAUAUUACAGAGGGAGAAGUCUUACUUAAAGGACCAUUGGUGUAAAUUCGAUGCGUUUAUGGUGAUCGUUCUCUGGCUGUCUGUGGUUCUGCAAAUGUUCGAGAUGUUGGGUUUUCUCAUAAAGUUCAGUUACGCUUCGAUCAUACGGGCGCCACGACCGCUGAUUAUGAUACGCUUUCUUCGAGUCUUCCUCAAAUUUUCGAUGCCAAAAGCCAGAAUUAACCAAAUUUUCAAACGCUCGAGCCAGCAGAUCUACAACGUAACGCUUUUUUUCCUGUUCUUUAUGUCGCUCUACGGUCUUUUGGGUGUACAAUUCUUCGGCGAGCUGAAAAAUCACUGCGUGUUGAACGUGACAGAACCCAAUUAUGUCACGAUCAACAGCUUGGCUAUUCCCGACACGUUCUGUUCCACCGAUUUGGAGUCCGGUUAUCAGUGUCCCGAGAGAAUGAUCUGCAUGAAGCUGGAGUUGUCCAAGUAUAUCAUAGGCUUCAAUGGAUUUGACGAAUUUGCCACAAGCAUCUUCACCGUGUACCAAGCGGCCUCUCAGGAAGGAUGGGUCGUCAUCAUGUAUCGCGCGAUCGACAGUCUGCCGGCGUGGCGUCCAAUUUUGUACUUCAGCACGAUGAUAUUCUUCCUGGCUUGGUUAGUGAAGAAUGUUUUCAUUGCCGUUAUCACGGAGACUUUCAACGAAAUCCGAGUGCAGUUCCAGCAAAUGUGGGGUGUCAGGGGCCACAUUAGUAACAGCUCAGCGUCGCAGAUAUUGACCGGCGACGACAACGCUUGGAAAUUAGUGCCGUUAGACGAGAAUAAGCACGGAGGUCUAGCUUCUCCGAUCUGUAACAAUGUCCUCAGGUCGCCAGCCUUUCGCACGGUGGUGAUGUGCGUGAUUCUGGCAAACGGUAUCACUACCGCGACCAUGAUCUUCAAACACGACGAGAAACCGAGGAACACAUAUUACAACAAUUAUUACUGGGCCGAGAUCUUCUUCACGAUAUUGUUGGACCUAGAGACGCUCUUCAAGAUAUGGUGCCUGGGCUUCCGGAGUUACUUUAAGCAUUCGAUUCAUAAAUUCGAACUGCUGCUUGCCAUUGGCACAACUGUGCACAUUAUUCCAUUCUUCUAUCUCUCUGGAUUCACUUUCUUUCAGGUUCUCAGGAUAGUGCGGCUUCUUAAAGCGUCGCCGAUGUUAGAAGACUUCGUUUACAAAAUUUUCGCGCCCGGCAAGAAGCUCGGCAGCCUCAUCAUUUUUACCAUGUGCCUGCUGGUAAUAUCCUCCAGCAUAUCCAUGCAACUCUUCUGCUUUCUCUGUGACUUCACUAAAUUCGAAACCUUUCCCGAAGCGUUCAUGUCGAUGUUUCAAAUCCUCACGCAAGAAGCUUGGGUCGACGUCAUGGACGAGACUAUGUUGCGAACUCACGAGACGGUAGCGCCUCUGGUCGCAGUUUAUUUUAUUUUGUAUCAUCUCUUUGUCACAUUGAUUGUGUUGAGUCUUUUCGUCGCGGUGAUUCUUGACAAUCUCGAGCUGGACGAAGACAUCAAAAAGUUGAAACAGUUAAAAUUUCGCGAACAAAGUGCCGAGAUAAAAGAGAGUCUACCGUUCAGACUGAGGAUCUUCGAGAAGUUUCCGGACAGUCCCCAAAUGACGUGUCUUCACAAAGUGCCGUCGGAUUUCAAUCUACCAAAGGUGCGCGAAAGCUUUAUGCGACAAUUCGUGCUCGAAGUGGAGGAUGAAGAAAAUGAAGGUGUUAAAAGAACUUACGAGACUUUCGAUUCAAAAAUAGUGUACAGAAAACAACGUCCGGUUAAAAUCUUGAAUAAUCCGCCAAAAGUGAGGAGCGUCGUUACUAAUCUGAAGAAAGCGGCUGUUAUUUACAUCAUCAACGAUUCGAACAACCAGAGGCUUCUCUUGGGAGACUCCGCUAUGAUCCCGGUGCCGGGAAAAGGACUCUUAAAGCCACAGACUACUGUCAACAGCACCAAGCAGCUUCGUAUCGAUCCGAAAAAAUCGAUCAGAAGGAGCGUGCGAAGUGGAUCGAUCAAACUCAAGCAGACGUACGAGCAUCUUAUGGAGAACGGCGACAUAGGCGGGAUAAACAGAGUCAGUUCGGCGCGCAGCAGGCCGCACGAUUUAGAUAUCAAAUUGCUGCAAGCUAAGAGACAACAGGCGGAAAUGCGAAGAAAUCAACGCGAGGACGAUUUGCGGGAGAACCAUCCGUUCUUCGACACGCCGUUGUUCGCGGUACCCCGCGAGAGUAAAUUCCGAAAAUAUUGUCAGCUGUUCGUCUACGCGAGAUACGACGCGAGACUGAAGGAUCCUUUAACGGGCAAGGAAAGGAAAGUGCAAUACAAGAGUCUGCACAAUUUUCUCGGUUUAGUCACUUACCUCGACUGGGUGAUGAUAUUCAUCACGACACUGUCGUGCAUCUCGAUGAUGUUCGAGACCCCACGAUACCGCGUGAUGGAAACACCGGCACUGCAAAUCACCGAAUACGGUUUUGUUAUCUGCAUGAGCAUCGAAUUAGCGCUCAAAAUCCUGGCGGAUGGUCUGUUCUUCACGCCGAAAGCCUACAUCAAAGACGUCGCUUCCGUACUGGACGUCUUUAUCUACAUCGUAAGUCUUGUGUUCUUGUGCUGGAUGCCGAAGAGAGUACCGCCAAAUUCUGGGGCGCAGCUGCUGAUGAUAUUGCGAUGCGUUCGACCAUUGAGGAUCUUUACUCUUGUGCCGCAUAUGAGAAAGGUCGUUUACGAACUUUGCAGAGGCUUCAAAGAAAUCUUGUUGGUAUCAAUAUUGCUGAUAUUGUUGAUGUUUGUGUUUGCGAAUUACGGUAUGCAAUUGUACGGUGGUCGGUUAGCAAGGUGCAACGACCCCACGAUUACAAAGCGCGAAUACUGCGUCGGUGUGUUCAUGAGAAGAGUGUUCGUGACGAAAAUGAAGCUGCGUCCGGGAACAAACGAGAGUUAUCCGUCCAUAUUGGUACCGCGUGUUUGGGCUAAUCCCAAAAGGUUUAACUUCGAUAAUAUUGGCGACGCGAUGAUGGCUCUUUUUGAAGUGCUUUCUUUUAAGGGCUGGCUUGAUAUACGGGACGUUCUUAUUAAAGCUCUUGGUCCUCUUCACGCAAUUUACAUACAUAUUUAUAUUUUCCUCGGUUGCAUGAUCGGCUUAACAUUGUUCGUGGGUGUCGUGAUUGCGAAUUAUUCUGAGAACAAAGGCACCGCUCUGCUCACGGUCGAUCAAAGACGAUGGUGUGACUUGAAAAAACGUCUGAAGAUCGCCCAGCCGUUGCAUUUACCACCCAGACCGGACGGCAAGAAGUUCCGGGCUUUCACUUACGACAUCACGCAAAAUAUUUAUUUCAAACGAUUCAUUGCCUUAAUGGUGCUUACAGACAGUUCUCUGCUGUGCGUCUCUUGGAGAAUCGAGGAGAAACAUACGACAACACUGGCCACAAUUUCCAUAGUUUUGACAUUGGUCUUCCUUGUGGAAGUAAUCAUGAAAAACAUCGCUUUUACACCACGCGGCUAUUGGCAGUCCAGAAGAAACAGAUACGACUUGCUCGUAACAGUCGUGGGCGUUAUCUGGAUCUUCAUAUACUGCACGAUGAAGAACGAUCUGUCCUACGUGAUCGGAUUUAUGGUUGUGAUCCUCAGGUUCUUCACCAUCACUGGCAAACACACCACCCUCAAGAUGCUAAUGUUGACGGUCGGUGUGUCCGUCUGCAAAAGCUUCUUCAUCAUAUUCGGCAUGUUUCUCCUUGUCUUCUUUUACGCGUUAGCCGGCACCAUAAUCUUCGGCACUGUCAAGUAUGGAGAAGGCAUAGGAAGGCGUGCGAACUUCGAGUCGCCAGUUACCGGCAUAGCGAUGCUUUUUCGCAUAGUAACGGGAGAGGAUUGGAACAAAAUAAUGCACGAUUGCAUGGUACAACCACCGUAUUGCACACCGGCGAACAAUUACUGGGAAACGGACUGCGGCAAUUUUCACGCCGCUCUAAUUUAUUUUUGUACCUUCUACGUCAUCAUCACGUAUAUCGUCUUAAAUCUUUUAGUCGCUAUUAUCAUGGAGAACUUCUCCUUAUUUUAUUCAAAUGAAGAGGACGCGUUAUUAUCGUACGCUGACAUAAGGAAUUUUCAGAACACGUGGAACGUCGUUGAUAACCAUCAGAAAGGUGUCAUACCAGUGAAACGGGUAAAGUUUAUAUUGCGGUUGUUGAAAGGCAGAUUAGCGAUCGAUCUGCAAAAGGAUCGCCUGCUCUUCAAGUACAUGUGUUACGAGCUGGAACGACUGCACAAUGGCGAAGACGUCACUUUUCACGAUGUUAUCAAUAUGCUAUCGUACCGUUCGGUGGAAAUAAGAAAAGCGCUACAACUUGAGGAACUGCUUGCGCGGCAGGAGUUCGAGUACAUAAUCGAAGAGGAAGUGGCAAAACAAACUAUCAGAACUUGGUUGCAAGGCUGUUUAAAAAAGAUACGAGCGAAGCAGCAAAACAGUCUUAUAGCCGGGCUUCGCGCUACGAACAACGCAUCCGCGGCGCCUCAGGAUCAGGAGAAGAGCAAGGAGGAGAAAAGCAAAGAAGUCAGCGUUGACCGUGAAGAAGAGAUCGAGACGAAAGAUGUUGAAGUCAUAAAACAUAGAGCCAAGAAGCCGGUAGUGCUUCCUAGAUCGGACAGUAUAGGAAGUGCUUCGGGAAGAAAGUAUCUGGCCCCGACGUUGUCCGAUCCCGCAUCUGUUCGAUCCGAGAAGGACAAGAUCGCGGUGGCGAAGAAGAGAAACAACAGACCGCCAACGAUGGUGAAAAAUAAUUUGUCCCAUCUGACGGAAAAUAUCGAACAAAUUAAACAGCAGAGGGAGGUGAUAAACAAUAAAACGACCGCGCCUAAAGUUUCCAGCGUUAUGCUGGAGGUACGUGAAUGGUGGAAGGAACAGUUAGCUUACAGCAGCGAAUCCAGCGAGGACGAAGUAUGAACUUUGUUGUGAGAAAAAAGAAAAAAAUCCCGUGUGAAACGAAAUUAUACGGAGAGCUAAACGAUUCUUAAUAAUCGCAGCGGGAUUGUGAAGUGAGGAUUCCUACUUUUUAGCAUCAGAGUAAGAAACGAAUUUUCUUAGCCUAAGGAACUUUGCGCCCCCUAUAGUAGGGAGAGAGUUUUCGAAGAAGAGAGAGAGUGGUAUGUGCCUCAUAAUUUUAAUUGCUCGCCUGAGCUCGUGAAACUUCAACGUGUUGAGCUUCGCCGCCAUAUAUUAUAUAAUUCGUCAUUUUUAUCUCGCCGAGAGCUACGUUGAUAUUUUGCUACGCCGAAAUUGAUUGAGAAUGCGUGAUACACGCACUUGUGCGCAUCCGCGCACAGUGUGCGCAGAACGCGAGCUGAACACACCAACGUUUCAAUUUUUUUUUCGUUUAGAAACAAAAAAAAAACAAAAAAAAAACCCAACACACACACACACGUUAUUCGCGAAGCUCAUCGCGUUUGAAGAAUCGAUUUUCUAUCGAAAAAGAAAGAAUUAUAAAAUCAUCGAAAUCAUCGAAACAAAACACAAAAAACACUCACGACAUUUCGUAUAUAUCAUAUCGGAACGUCACUGCCGUCGACUAGUCAUUAGAAAAACUCGCCCGUACGAAC